Messenger RNA from Vicia faba (fava bean), 1251 nucleotides. NCBI's taxonomy places the organism in Eukaryota, Viridiplantae, Streptophyta, Magnoliopsida, Fabales, Fabaceae. The record is from the annotation of a GenBank genome assembly.
AUGAUCAAAAGGUGGCGAAACCAUUUGAAGAAGAAGAAAAUGAACAACAACAACAAAAGAAGCAUAUCAAACAAAUGGAAACAACUCAGCGGCGAAAACAAAUGGAAAGGACUAUUAGACCCUCUUGACAUCGACCUACGACGUUACAUUAUCCACUACGGUGAAAUGGCACAAGCAACAUACGAUGCUUUCAACACAGAAAAAGCAUCAAAGUUUGCUGGUUGUUGUAGGUACGCAAAGAAUGAUUUCUUCUCCAAAGUUUUUCUCCAAAAUGGAAAUCCUUUCAAGUAUUCCGUGACAAAGUUCAUCUAUGCAACUUCCGAAAUCGAUGUUCCGGAAGCGUUCAUCGUGAAGUCUUUUUCUAGGGAGGUUUGGAGUAAGGAAUCAAAUUGGAUUGCGUAUGUUGCUGUGGCGAAUGAUGAAGGGAAAGAUGUGUUGGGGAGAAGAGAUAUUGUGGUUGCUUGGAGAGGAACGGUUAGGAGUUUGGAAUGGGUUAAUGAUCUUGGGUGUGUUUUGGUUCCUGCUCCUAAAGUGUUUGGUUAUGACAACGUUGUCGAUCCUAAAGUUCAUGACGGUUGGUAUUCUAUUUAUACUUCUGAAGAUCCAAGAUCUCCAUUCAAUAAGACUAGUGCUAGAGACCAGGUCUUAAGUGAGGUAAGAAGGUUAGUGGAAAUAUACAAGAAUGAAGAAACAAGCAUAACAAUAACUGGCCAUAGUUUAGGAUCUGCAAUCGCAACUCUAAACGCAGUGGACAUUGUUACAAAUGGAUACAAUAAACCAAAUGACCCAUCUCUCAAGACAUCACCAGUUACAGCCAUAAUAUUCGCAAGUCCAAAAGUCGGUGACGUAAAUUUUCAGAAAGUUUUCUCAAGUUACAAAGAUCUCUCAGCAUUACGCAUUAGCAACGAGUUUGAUAUUGUACCAAACUACCCUUUUAUCGGAUAUUCAGAUGUUGGUGAAGAGUUGAAAAUUGACACAACAAAAUCUAUGUAUUUGAAGAGUCCGGGGAAUCCAUUUACUUGGCAUAAUUUGGAAGCUUAUUUGCAUGGUGUAGCAGGAACACAAGGGUGUAAAAGAGAUUUCAAACUUGAGGUUAAUCGUGAUAUUGCACUUGUGAAUAAAACAUUGGAUGCUUUGGAAGAUGAGUAUCAUGUACCAGUGUCAUGGAGGGUUGUGGAGAAUAAGGGUAUGGUUCAACAAUUGGAUGGUUCUUGGAAGCUUAUGGAUCAUGAGGAUAAUGAUGACUUUUAG